AUGUCUGACAAGAAGGAGGAAGAUCUGGACUCUAUCAUCAAUAGAUUGCUCGAGGUCAGGGGUAGCCGGCCAGGUAAACGAGUCCGGCUCCACGACUGGGAGAUCCAAUAUCUCUGCCAUAAGGCGCGCGAGAUUGUCAUAUCUCAACCUAUAUUACUAGAGCUUGAGGCACCCAUUCAGAUCUGCGGUGAUGUCCACGGCCAAUACUACGACCUCCUGCGCCUGUUUGAAUACGGUGGCUAUCCACCUGAUGCCAACUACCUGUUCCUUGGUGACUAUGUUGAUCGCGGAAAGCAGUCGAUCGAGUGCAUCUGCCUUCUAUUAGCUUAUAAGAUCAAAUACCCCGAGAACUUCUUUAUCCUGCGGGGGAAUCACGAAUGUGCUUCGAUAAACCGGAUAUAUGGGUUUUACGACGAAUGCAAGAGAAGAUAUAAUGUUAAGCUCUGGAAGACGUUCAUUGAUUGCUUUAAUUGUCUGCCAAUUGCGGCUCUUGUGGAGGACAAGAUUUUUUGUAUGCAUGGGGGGCUCAGCCCAGAUCUUAAUUCAAUGGAUCAGAUCCGUCGCAUUAUGCGUCCCACGGAUAUACCUGACUCUGGCCUAUUGUGUGACCUCCUCUGGGCGGAUCCAGACAAGGAGAUAACCGGCUGGGGAGAGAAUGAUCGUGGUGUCUCCUUCACAUUUGGCCCUGACGUUGUCAACCGUUUUAUGCAGAAACACGACAUAGAUUUGGUAUGCCGCGCGCAUCAGUGUGUGGAAGAUGGGUAUGAGUUCUUCGCGAAACGCAAACUUGUCACGCUGUUCAGUGCACCGAAUUACUGUGGCGAAUUUGACAACGCCGGAGCUAUGAUGAGUGUGGAUGAGAGCCUGCUUUGCUCUUUCCAGAUCCUUAAACCAGCCGAAAAGAAAAAGGCGAGUAUCAUGAGAGGGUUCAAAGCGGGCAGAUCUAACCCAUCUUCAGGUCAUCAGAAGAAGCAAUCAUGA
Molecule: messenger RNA, 981 nt
Organism: Aspergillus caelatus
Lineage: Eukaryota; Fungi; Ascomycota; Eurotiomycetes; Eurotiales; Aspergillaceae
Product: serine/threonine-protein phosphatase
Exons: 4
Coding region: 1-981 (326 amino acids)
Cellular component (GO): cytoplasm; nucleus
Molecular function (GO): protein serine/threonine phosphatase activity
Source: RefSeq, a predicted model, not a curated record